CACUCCGUCUCGGAGCGGAUAAUGCGGUGAGCAGGCACCGCGCCGGCAGACUCGGCUGGAUCUGCGCACCCGGCCGGGAUUGCGUGCGCCCGCGGGAGGCCCUGGGCAGCGGCUGGGAUCCUCAGCGGUGGCCGGUUUCUCCUGGUUGUGGUCAAGACUGGAUGAUGUAACUGGCUCUCUAGGAAGCCUCACUUGGCCGUAACCUCAGGAAGGUUCUCUUUGACCCCAUCUCAUUUCGAAGCCACUUCUGAAGCCACUUGACAAAAAUGAAGUGACAGUUCCUAUCAAAAAGGAUUCAGAAACAUAUACCAUCUGUGAAGAAAGUGGCCCCUUUUCCCACUUGCAAAAUAGACAUUCUCAAAUUCCAAAAUGCCAGCCAAGACCCCAAUUUACCUGAAAGCAGCCAAUAACAAGAAAGGAAAGAAAUUUAAACUGAGGGACAUUCUGUCUCCUGAUAUGAUCAGUCCCCCGCUUGGAGACUUUCGCCACACCAUCCACGUUGGCAAAGAGGGCCAGCACGAUGUCUUUGGAGAUAUUUCCUUUCUUCAAGGGAACUACGAGCUUUUACCUGGAAACCAGGAGAAAGCACACCUGGGCCAGUUCCCUGGGCAUAAUGAGUCCUUCCGGGCCAACAGCACCUCGGACUCUGUGUUCACAGAAACACCCUCCCCGGUGCUCAAAAAUCCCAUCUCCCUCCCGACCACUGGAGGAUCCCAAGCUCUCAUGUUGUCCUUAUUGUCACCGGUGACAUUUAAUUCCAAACAGGAGUCCUUUGGGCCAGCAAAGCUGCCCAGGCUUAGCUGCGAGCCCGUCAUGGAGGAAAAAGCUCAGGAGAAAAGCAGUCUGUUCGAGAACGGGACAGUCCACCAGGGAGACACCUCGUGGGGCUCGAGCGGUUCUGCAUCUCAGUCCAGCCAAGGCAGGGACAGCCACUCCUCCAGCCUGUCUGAACAGUACCCUGACUGGCCAGCCGAGGACAUGUUUGACCAUCCCACCCCAUGCGAGCUCAUCAAGGGAAAGACUAAGUCAGAGGAGUCCCUCUCUGACCUUACAGGUUCCCUCCUCUCCCUGCAGCUUGAUCUUGGGCCCUCACUUUUGGAUGAGGUGCUGAAUGUAAUGGAUAAAAAUAAGUAACAAGA
Molecule: messenger RNA, 1139 nt
Organism: Symphalangus syndactylus (siamang)
Lineage: Eukaryota; Metazoa; Chordata; Mammalia; Primates; Hylobatidae
Product: cdc42 effector protein 3-like
Biological process (GO): positive regulation of actin filament polymerization; Rho protein signal transduction; regulation of cell shape
Cellular component (GO): cytoplasm; cytoskeleton; plasma membrane
Molecular function (GO): small GTPase binding
Source: RefSeq, a predicted model, not a curated record